Penicillium macrosclerotiorum is the source of this 843-nucleotide messenger RNA. Its product is annotated as 18S rRNA methyltransferase BUD23. Gene Ontology annotation, cellular component: nucleolus. The transcript has 2 exons. NCBI's taxonomy places the organism in Eukaryota, Fungi, Ascomycota, Eurotiomycetes, Eurotiales, Aspergillaceae. Gene Ontology annotation, molecular function: rRNA (guanine) methyltransferase activity. Gene Ontology annotation, biological process: rRNA (guanine-N7)-methylation. The coding region runs from base 1 to 843 and encodes 280 amino acids. The record is from RefSeq and is a predicted model, not a curated record.
AUGUCGCGCCCAGAAGAUACUCUCCCGCCCGAUCUCUUUUACAAUGACAAUGAAUCCCGCAAAUACACAACGUCGUCGCGUAUUCGGAAUAUCCAAGCCGACAUGACCCACCGAGCUCUUGAGCUCCUAGAUCUCAAAUCUCCCUCGCUUAUUCUGGAUGUUGGGUGUGGCUCCGGUCUCUCAGGCGAGAUUUUGUCUCAAGUCCCUCCCGACGAGGGUGGACCACACACCUGGGUUGGCAUGGAUAUCGCUCCAAGCAUGCUGGACGUGGCUCUUCAACGUGAAGUUGAGGGCGAUCUCUUUCUUGCCGAUAUUGGUCAAGGAGUCCCUUUCCGACCUGGCUCAUUUGAUGCCGCGAUCAGCAUCAGUGCAAUUCAAUGGUUGUGCAACGCCGAGACGAGUGACGUUAGCCCUGAGGGUCGUCUCAAGCGAUUUUUCGAGGGCCUUUACGCAAGUCUCCGCCGUGGUGGACGCGCGGUGUGCCAAUUCUAUCCGAAAAACGAUGUCCAGCGAAGCAUGAUCAGUGGCGCCGCUAUCAAAGCUGGAUUCGGUGCCGGUAUGCUUGAGGAUGACCCGGGAACCAAGAAUAGCAAGCUGUACUUGGUUUUGACUGUUGGUGGUGGUGGUCUUCAGGGUGAUAUCACGGGUGUCGUCAACGGCAUGGACGAUGUCAACGUCUUGGACGCGCGACGAAAGGCGGCAGAGAUGAAACACGCCAGAGGUCCUCCCCGAAAAGGCGACAGAGCGUGGAUCUUGAAAAAGAAGGAGCAAAUGGAAAGGAAAGGAAAGGUUGUCAAGCACAAUUCCAAAUAUACUGGCCGGAAAAGACGUACCGCUUUUUGA